AUGGAGGACGCUCGGUGCGCUACGUGCGAGGCCCUGGGGCGCCGCAGCCUCUCUUCGAAGCUUCUUCAGGUUGCGACCGCGCAGGCGCACAUGAGGACAUGCUCACACGCUUCCCCACCUGAACAGGUGCACGACUCCGACCUUGCGUCCCGGGCUCUAGCUGCCAAACGACGCAAGUCCAUAGCUGGCUUCAAGCUGAACUUAACGAUAGACUCUCAUCCGACGUCGAAAUCGACUACUACCGAGCAGCCGCGAUUGCCUUUUGCUCGAAGAAACACAUGGUGCUCGUAA
This is a messenger RNA of Arctia plantaginis, 291 nucleotides long. The record is from the annotation of a GenBank genome assembly. Lineage: Eukaryota; Metazoa; Arthropoda; Insecta; Lepidoptera; Erebidae.